GUCUCUAAUAACACCGGUCUGAUCUCUCUCUAUACAUAUAUAUACACAUAUAUAUGCUCAAAGAAGAAGACUGCCCUCGUCUUCUUCUUUAUCUUAUUUCAAGAGGGACCAAUUAGACAGAUAUAAUCUGUCAUUUUAUUAUAUAUUUAUAUAUGAUGAUGGGUAUUAUAAGUAGGAAGGGGUUGUUGUUGUCAUUGGUGAUUUGGGUAUGGGGUUUGGUUGUAAGGCUUGAAGCAGAAGAUCCUUACCUUUACUUUACAUGGAAAGUCACUUAUGGUACAAUCUCCCCAUUAGGGGUUCCUCAGCAAGGAAUUCUCAUAAAUGGACAAUUCCCAGGUCCCAACAUCAACUCCACCACCAACAAUAACAUUAUUGUCAAUGUCAUCAACCAUCUCGAUGAGCCCUUUCUCUUGACUUGGAUGGGAGUUCAGCACAGGAAGAAUUCAUGGCAAGAUGGAGUACCAGGAACCAACUGCCCAAUUCCACCAGGCCAAAACUACACCUAUCGAUUCCAAGUAAAGGAUCAGAUAGGAAGCUACAUCUACUAUCCCACCACAGCCAUGCACAGAGCUGCAGGAGGUUUCGGAGGCCUACGUGUCAACAGCCGACUCCUCAUUCCCGUCCCUUACGCCGAUCCAGAGGACGAUUACACCGUCCUCAUCGGUGAUUGGUACACCAAGAGCCACUCCACUCUCAAGAAAUUCUUGGACAGUGGACGGUCUCUGGCCAGACCCGACGGGGUACUCAUAAACGGAAAAUCUCUAGACAAGAAAGGCAGGGGAAAGCCUCUCUUCACCAUGAAGCCUGGAAAGACUUACAAGUACAGAAUAUGUAAUGUGGGACUUAAGACCUCACUCAAUUUCAGAAUCCAAAACCACCUAAUGAAGCUUGUUGAGAUGGAAGGCUCUCACACAGUCCAAAACAUCUACGAGUCCCUCGAUGUCCAUGUCGGCCAAUGCUUUUCGGUGCUCGUUACAGCUGAUAAAGAGCCAAAGGCUUACUACAUGGUGGCUUCCACAAGAUUCACCAAGAAAGUUUUGACAGGAAAAGCCAUUAUCACUUACACCAAUGCCAAGCGAGGCCCUCCUUCGCCUCAACUCCCGGCAGCCCCUGUUGGAAACUGGGCAUGGUCACUCAACCAGUUCCGUUCAUUUAGGUGGAAUCUCACAGCUAGUGCAGCCAGGCCAAACCCUCAGGGCUCUUACCACUACGGAAAGAUCAACAUUACUCGAACCAUCAAGCUAGUAAACUCGGCUAGCAGGGUUAAUGGGAAACUUCGUUACUCAAUCAAUGGAGUCUCCCAUGUUGAUACAUCCACACCAUUGAAACUGGCUGAGUAUUUCAGGGUAGCCAACAAAGUCUUCAAGUACGACAUUAUUAAAGACGAGCCAACAGCUGAAGACACCCCACAAAAACUGAUUAUGGCUCCUAAUGUUAUCAACCAAACUUUCCGCAACUUCGUGGAGAUCAUCUUCGAAAAUCAUGAGAAGAGCUUGCAGUCAUGGCAUUUGGCUGGAUACUCCUUCUUUGCAGCUGCCAUAGGACCAGGGAAAUGGAGCCCAGAGCAAAGAAGAAACUACAAUCUUCUUGAUGCCGUAAGCAGGCACACAAUUCAGGUGUUCCCAAAGUCAUAUGCUGCAAUUUUACUGACAUUUGACAAUGCUGGGAUGUGGAAUUUGAGAUCAGAGUUGACAGAGAAUCGGUACCUGGGGCAGCAGCUCUACAUAAGCGUGUUGUCGCCGGCACGGUCACUCAGGGACGAGUACAACAUCCCAGACAAUGCCUUGCGCUGCGGCAUCGUUAAGAAACUGCCAUUCCCACCUCCAUACACCAUCUAAACUCAUCAUCCAGGAGGCCACAAUUCGUUUCAGUCAAUCAAUUAGUGUUACAAGACACAAAAUUAUGUAAAAGUUCAGGAUCACACCAACCAAAGAGAAAAGAAAAACAAAAUUGUUAGGAUGGAGCAACAACCCUUUUCUAAUCUACAGUAUGUAAUGUCACCCACUAUAUGAUUAAUAAAAGUAUAGAAUCACCAUACUGACUUCUUUUGCAAA
Cannabis sativa is the source of this 2054-nucleotide messenger RNA. RefSeq names its product L-ascorbate oxidase homolog. The transcript is spliced from 3 exons. The record is from RefSeq and is a predicted model, not a curated record. Bases 153 to 1838 code for a protein of 561 amino acids. Gene Ontology annotation, molecular function: oxidoreductase activity; copper ion binding. NCBI's taxonomy places the organism in Eukaryota, Viridiplantae, Streptophyta, Magnoliopsida, Rosales, Cannabaceae.